This is a messenger RNA of Paramecium octaurelia, 1054 nucleotides long. NCBI's taxonomy places the organism in Eukaryota, Ciliophora, Oligohymenophorea, Peniculida, Parameciidae. The record is from the annotation of a GenBank genome assembly.
UAUAUUUUUAUUAAUUAAAAUAAAUGGGUAAUUGUACUAAGAUGUGUUAUGUAAGCGAAGGGGUACAAUAGAUUACAAAAAAAGAGGAAUUUGCAAUUGAAACAGGGAUUAAGAGUGAUGAUUUGAUCAUGCACUCGACACAAGGGAAAUCUAAGGAGAACAAGGAUGAUUAAUAUUCUUAAUGUUCGAACAAAAGUGCUCUUCCUUAAAUAAUUUCAAUUGAAGAUGAACUCUUGAUCUAAUCAACUUUGAACUCAAAUGUUCCUGUCAAACUGAGAAAAAUACUAAUGGAGAGUGAUGCUUACUACGAGGGAGAGUGGAUGCAAGGGAAACGUUGGGGACAGGGAGAACAGAGAUGGCCAGAUGGGUAUGACAUAUCUUAUUUUUAAGUUUCUAGGUCAACUUAUAAAGGGGAAUGGUAGAACAAUAAGGCUAACGGGUAGGGUAUUUUGACUCAUUCAGAUGGAGAUGUCUACAAAGGAGAAUGGGUGAACGACCAGGCUCAUGGAAAAGGAGUCUACAUAAACUUUAACCAAGCUAAAUAUGAAGGUGACUGGGUCGAAGAUAGACAAGAUGGAUACGGUGUUGAGAGUUGGCCGGAUGGUUCUAUUUUUGAAGGUAGCUGAUUGAUAAUAUAUCUAUGCUCAGGGCAUUACAAAUAAGGUAAGAAGGAAGGAUUUGGAAAGCUAACAUAUCCCGAUGGUUCAAAGUACGAAGGCAAUUUUCAAAUGAAUAAUCUCCACGGACAAGGAAAGUACGUUUGGCCUGACGGGAGAAUAUUUGAAGGUGAAUGGGUGAAUAAUUAGAUGAAUGGGAAGGGAAUAAUGAAAUGGGAAGAUGGUAUGGAAUGCAACAUAAUCUAGGGAGACAGUAUGAAGGCGAAUAUAGAGAUGGAUAGAAACAUGGGUUCGGGACAUUGAUAUGGGAGGACGGCCAUAAGUAUGUGGGUUAAUGGGUGAUGGGGAAAUAGGAUGGGUCAGGUGAAUAUUUCUUUACGAAUGGUACUUCUCGUAAGGGAGUGUGGAAAGAAGGCAAACGGAUUUAAUGGGAUUGA